This is a messenger RNA of Protobothrops mucrosquamatus (brown spotted pit viper), 1884 nucleotides long. It is a transcript of the gene LRRC45, whose product is annotated as leucine rich repeat containing 45. Gene Ontology annotation, cellular component: centrosome. The transcript is spliced from 8 exons. Bases 1 to 912 code for a protein of 303 amino acids. The record is from RefSeq and is a predicted model, not a curated record. Lineage: Eukaryota; Metazoa; Chordata; Lepidosauria; Squamata; Viperidae.
AUGCGGGUGGGGGGGCUUAUGGAGGUGGAUGAGCUGGAAAGAAGAUGCAAAAUCCAGCAAGAGCAACUGUUCCAGGUGAAGGAGGAGCUGACCCACACAACAGCAGAAAUGAAACUCAGAGUUGUACAGGCUGAAGAGCGUUUGGAAAACGAAAAGAAGCGAUUCAAGCAGGUCCUGAAUGAUACAGAAUCCCUUCGUCUGAAGGAGGUGGGACAGAUAACUCAGCACAUGGAGACAAGUGAACAUGCUCUGCAGGAGCGCAUCCAAAGGCUGGAGGCCAUCCGCAUUGGGCUCGAGGAGGAACUGAGCCAAGUGAAAGCUGCCGCCUUCAUUGAACGAGGCAAAAUUGAGGAAGAAGUCAUCAGAGCCAAAAACCAAACCAGGUUGGAAGAGCAACAGCGCCUAGAGCAGAUGGAGGAGAAGCUGAGGCUGAUGAUGCAAUCCCGUGACGAGGCACAGAAUUACUGCUUGCAGCAGAAGCAAACAGUGGCAGAAGCACACGCUAAGGAAGGCCAGUUGAGUCUGCAGGUGGAAGGACUCAAGAGGCGACUGGAAGAGCUUCAGCAGGAGCUGGGCAGUAAGGAACAAGAGAAAGUUUCCGAGGUCAAUAAAGUGCGUGUGGAGCUGCAGGAGCAGAUUGGUCACCUGGAAGCUGAGAGAACAGCACAAGAAGGGCUGCGAGGGAAGAUUGCGGCCCUUGAGCGCCAGCUGAAAGUGUUGUCCAGUAACCACCGGGAGGCACUAUUGGACAAAGAGGGUGAAAUCUCCAGCCUGCUUGAGAAAUUACGGGUUCGGGAAGCAGAAAUCUCCAGGAUAAGGGAGGAGGAAGCUCAGCGGGCCAGCUUCCUUCAAAAUGCCAUCCUGACCUAUGUGCAAGGUUCCCCACUUGGCUCUCUCAGCCCCAAGAAGUGAGUAAGUUCUGCAGUUCAUAAGGCCCAUCCUCAAGGAAAGGGAUCAUGAGAGGAUCAUGGUGGGCCAGGCCAGGCUCUCUUAUGUUUCCUGAAGAUCCAGGAAUCUCCAUGGCCAGUUACCUGGAACUAAGUGUGAAGCGUCAAUGAAGGACUUGUGGCCGCUUUAGAAACCAUCUUAAUUUCUGUGCCCAAAUCUUGUUCAACCACAGCAGCAAGAAUAGUCUUCAAGAUAAAAUCAUCUAUUCCUAUUUGUAACCCACAGAUAAUGUAUGUUCACACAAGUUCUCCCUCACUGAUUUUGGCCUCAAAUUUAGAUCCAAAAUGCACAUCAUUUCUUGUUGGAUUGAUGGUUGUUGGAAAAAAUAAUAAUGCUUUGAUGUGACCGACUCUUUUAAAUGCAUCAAUCAACAGUAGUAAAAGGAACAUUUAAGCCAGCCAAUCAUGAAAAUUUUUCCUAUACUCAUUUUCCUUUUCUACAAGAUCUACAGCAUUCCAGAUAAUCUCAAAAGGACUAAUUUGAGUCUAGAGUCAUUUGGGGCUGUCCUGAUCCAGUAGAACACAGAAUUUAUUUUCCACGCCUGAGAAUAUCACUGUUAAGUCCAGUUUUCUAAGGAACUCUUUUACGGUAACCCUUAGCCAUUGGCACCUGAUCCCUGUGGACGUAAAGGUGAAACAGUCCAAAUAGGGGUGGGGUUGGAUUUAUCCACGAAGCCUUUUCAGUUUCAGUUAAGAAGACACAGCUUCUCUCACUGAUGACAACAUUCGAAAUGUGAGCCAGAGGCUAGAAUAACUUCCAACUCAUCCUGAUUUAGCUGUAGUUGUCUUGAGAACAAGAUGACACACAUGGAACAAAGAAUGAUUUUUGGUUUUUAUUUUUGGUUUUAUAACUGGUAUGAAAAAGAAACGUUUGUAAUUUUGCCAUUAUUGUAGGAGCUGGCUUGCAUUUAUUUCCAUAUAUAUUAUAUGAUAAGUA